Molecule: messenger RNA, 711 nt
Organism: Ogataea angusta
Lineage: Eukaryota; Fungi; Ascomycota; Pichiomycetes; Pichiales; Pichiaceae
Exons: 1
Coding region: 1-711 (236 amino acids)
Biological process (GO): pentose-phosphate shunt, non-oxidative branch; D-ribose metabolic process
Cellular component (GO): intracellular membrane-bounded organelle
Molecular function (GO): ribose-5-phosphate isomerase activity
Source: RefSeq, a predicted model, not a curated record
AUGGCAGACCUGGUGGAAAAAUCGAAAAAGCUGUCUGCGUAUGCGGCCGUCGACGACAACCUUCUGUCGUCGCACAGGGUGAUCGGCAUUGGGUCCGGCUCGACCGUUGUGUAUGUUGCCGAGCGCGUGGGCCAGGCCAGCAACAAGAACGACCUGGUGUGUAUUCCGACGGGCUUCCAGUCGCGGCAGCUCAUAAUUGACAACGGGCUGCGGCUCGGGUCGACCGAGGAGUACCCGGAGAUCGACAUUGCGUUUGACGGGGCCGACGAGAUCGACACCAAUUUGGGGCUGAUCAAGGGCGGCGGCGCAUGUCUGUUCCAGGAAAAGCUGGUGGCCGCGUGUUCGAAGCAGCUGGUCGUCGUGGCAGACUACCGCAAGGACACGGGCGUGCUGGGCAAGGGCUGGCGCAAAGGCGUGCCAAUCGAGGUGGUUCCGGCCGCAUACACAAAGGUGAGCCUGGACCUGGCGAAACUGGGCGGAAACCCUGUGGUGCGCUCUGGGCUGCCGGCCAAGGCGGGGCCUGUGGUGACGGACAACGGCAACUUCAUCAUUGACUGCGAUUUCGGCGAGAUCCCGCCCGCCAGAGUGGCCGAGCUCAACGCGAAAAUCAAGGCGUUGGUCGGUGUUGUCGAGACGGGGCUGUUUGUGGGCCUGGCCUCGAAAGCGUACAUCGGAAACGCCGACGGCACAAUCACGAAAAAGACGGUGUAG